This is a messenger RNA of Egretta garzetta (little egret), 2956 nucleotides long. Its product is annotated as complement decay-accelerating factor. The coding region runs from base 853 to 2250 and encodes 465 amino acids. The transcript is spliced from 15 exons. The record is from RefSeq and is a predicted model, not a curated record. NCBI's taxonomy places the organism in Eukaryota, Metazoa, Chordata, Aves, Pelecaniformes, Ardeidae.
GUAUUUAGGUGCCUUUCUGGGUCUUUAUUUACAUUUAGUAAUAAAUGGUAAUUGUUUAUAGCCUGUGAUUCAACUGCCUGCUGUUCCCUUUUCCCGUUCCAUGCUCUUUUCAGGAAGGUAUCAGCUUUUAGAGAUAUCUUGCUAACGAUCACAUUUGCUGUUCAAUCAGUUCUUUAUCAGCACUCUUAAUUAUUUUCUACAUGGCCAAGUUUAACUUGGUCUAAAAAAAAAAGGGGGGGGUGGGGAAGAAAGAAAAUCCCUGCAGUAAUGUUUGGGAAAGUGAGUGUUUCUAAUAAGUGGCCUCAAAAAGCAAGCUGGAGCAAUGCGUACCCGCCCUUCGCCCUGUUCAGCCGUCCCAGUCCCAAGCUCCGCAGCCAGGCUGAGGGUCACCGGCUCAGCCCAGGCAGACCUGGGGGUCGGUCCCGGAGAGACUUUGGGAGCCGUGGGCCACGUCCCAGGCUGCUGCCCUGCACGGGGAUGGCAGGAGGGGGUGGGAGCGGGCUGGGAGCAGAGUGGCUGCUGCUGCAGAAAGCCAAGAGCAACUCCAGCAGCCCAGCCCCUGGUUGUGCUAGCUGGUUUUGCUGGCAACCUCAUGUUUUUCCAGUCCGAGCCUGGCAGCGUACGUGCACAAAGCAGCCGUAGGUCAGGCUCCCCUCUGUGCAGGCUUUCACUUCGCCAUCUGCUUGGCCUGAUUUCUGCAGCACGGGGAAGGGAUGUCAGAGCAAGAUAAAGCAAAUCACCCUCGGCAGCUCCAGCUGAGCAGCCGCAGACCUGCUAUCGCAGGGCUCAGCUGCUGGGGCAGCUCCUCAGCGGGAGGUUUGGGUGCUGCCUUGGUUACUGGGGCAAAAUGGGAUGGCAAAGGUGGGUGGCAGAGAGGCAGAGGGCCGGGCUGGUCCGAUCCUGGUGGUCUCAGUGGGUACAGAUGUCUCCCGCAUGGCCUCAGGUGACUGCGGGCCGCUGCCAAACAUCAACCACGCGGAGCCCCCGGAGGACGUGAAACAUCGGGAACGCUUCCCCGUCGGCUUCAAAGUAACGUACAGGUGCCUUGCGGGUUAUAGCAAACUCCCCUUGCUCUCGGAUACGAUGCAGUGCCUUGCGAACACCGAGUGGUCCAACCUCCAGGAGUUUUGCGGUCGUAGCUGUUCCAGCCCGCCCCGUGUGCGUUUUGCUAGACUAUCAGAAGAAGAUGGAAUACAGAAUUUUUAUGCCGUUAAUACCGUGGUGACCUAUGUUUGUCGCUCGGGCUAUGAGAACGCCACAGACCAGCUCCCCACCAGCACUUGCCUUGACAAUGUCACAUGGUCAGCAGUUCCCGAGCUAUGUCGGAGGAAAUCUUGCGGUGUGCCAGCCAACCCAGAACACGGCAAAGUUAUUGCAAACGAUCAUCUGUUCGGUGCAAGAGCAAAUGUAGUUUGUGACCAUGGGUACGUGUUAAAGGGAGCAUCGACUUUCAUUUUUUGUUCCCUGGUGGGAGAUAAAGUUGCCUGGAGUCAACUUCCAGCUUGUCAGGCUAUUACUUGUCCUCCGCCUCUAGCUAUUCCCAGUGGGAAGCACAACAGCAACGGUAUGGAGAAGUUCACGUACAGCUCGCUCGUGACGUACUCGUGUGACCCGGGGCUCCAGCUUGUGGGGAAUGAAACUCUUCACUGUACAACGGAGAACGGCGUCAAUGGCAUCUGGAGCGGGCCUCCUCCCAAAUGCAGGGCUGUAGUUAGCACUGCAGCAACGACAAACCAAACCACACCCUUGGAAGAGAAGGCAGAAGGGAGUCUUCUCUGGCUAGUUGGUGUCUUCGUCCCUGUUUUCCUUGUCCUUGGAAUUCCAGCUGGGAUCAUGGUGAAAAGGAAAUUCAGUAGGAAAGACAAUUAUAACAUGCAAUUACAAAAGCACAAGAUGGGGGGAAGGGGUCCACUGAUGCACCCAAAGAGAACGGAUGACAAGAAGCAGCCCGUGCCGUGGCGUUCCUAUUUUUGCCACACGACAAGUUGCCACGUGUGUCCCACCUGCACGCUGCGCACCUACUUGGUCCCCAGCAUCGAUGGCAGCGAGAGCCAAAGCCCAGGAGGCACCAGCUCUCCUGCCAGCGCUGCGGAGGUGCUGAGGGCUGACGGCUCAGGAGGAGCUGUUCUGGAGCAGAGCGAGGCAGAGCAGCCCAUGAACCAGAAAAGCGACCAGCACGUCUGCCCCGUCUGCGCGGCGCCCACCCACGCGCACCUCUGCCAGCCCCGGCACCAGGCACACGACGGAUAAACGCUGGCGGCCGUAGCAUCCUUAGCGGCACGAAGGUGGCUGGAGAGACGGGAGCGUUGCUACACGAAGCCCCGGCACCGUCAGGGAUGAAGGCCGGGGUGCAGUAAGGUACCCCAGCGCCAAGCGUCUGACUUCACAAGCAAGAAUUUCUUUGUAAAGAAGCAGGAAAAUCAAACACACUUCAAAUUCAGCUCCGUUUUGAUUCAAUGCCUACUUUUUUGGUUUAGUAUGGACGAACUAUUUUUGCAGCUCUUAUGGCGAGGCUUUAAAAACUCGGUAAAUGUUUCUUUCCACUUUGAAAAUAAUUUCAUAGCAAACGCCCUCUUUGCACAAUCUUGCAAGAUUUCACUGCAUUUUUUUAAACUACUUUUUUACUGCACAGAUCCAAGUGCGAAACCGGCAGUAUUUAUAGUGAAACUGUUUUGUAAAUAAAAGGAAUAUAAGAUAAGUCAUCCUAGUAUCCUGGCUUGGGGUUUGGGGUCUUUUUAUUUACAAAUCAAAGCUUCACUCGAGCGCUUUAAAGGGUUUUGCAGUCUCAUUGUUUGCCGGAUGUAAUUAGCUGCUCAGGUAACGAAUUGGUGCUGUUGUGCUGCGUGGGUGUCCGUAGCAGCGUGCCUGGCCUUUCCUGGGAACUGCGGUGACGGAGGCGUCGCUGCUGGAGCGGGGCCCAUUUCCACCCCGGGGUGGCAGCGGGGCAGGAUUGGGG